Molecule: messenger RNA, 1161 nt
Organism: Penicillium egyptiacum
Lineage: Eukaryota; Fungi; Ascomycota; Eurotiomycetes; Eurotiales; Aspergillaceae
Source: the annotation of a GenBank genome assembly
AUGCUGGCUUUGGAGAAGGCAGGGUCGUUAUUCACUGGUUGGAUACGAUCAUGCCUGACAUGCCCACUGGGUGAGGAUGGCUGUCAACCUGGACAAGAGGGGAACGGCCUUGAGCGGGAUAUGAAAGUAUGCGCCACUCAACCGCACCUUGUGCCACCCAUGAAGCUAGUGGUAUACGAUGACCUCCCCAGUCCAAGUAUCCAUCGACAUCGAAACUCAUUAUCAUCAUGGCUCAACGACAGCCGGAACUUGGCCUCGCGAGCCUCCAACCGGGCAAGCAUGUCUCUGAAACGAUCUUCAACCACCCCGUUGAAGAUCGGCGCACCUUCAGACUUUCGCAGAGUGCAAUCCUUCCACGAUCACCCGCCUCAGUCAUUCCAUUCUCCUCCACCACCAACCUAUCAACCAUUGGACCUCCGCAUUCAUCGAUCAGGCAAUCGACUGUCUGACCUACCUUCAUUCGAAACAUUCCAACUAAACGAGAACACCCAGCGCAAGACGCUACCGGUGCCCCCUCGUGCCCUCACGACCUCAACCGGCGUUCGAGAUCGAUAUUGCCAAAAGGCAACGGUAAUCUCUCGUAAGCCAGUGGGAUCCCAGAAACGCCGAUCACUUGGAAAUCGGGAGCUGCUGCUUGUUGAAGAGCCCGUUCGCACCACUAGUGCUCUAGUUCCGCAUUUCUCCAAGCUCAUUCCCAUCGAGAUGCCUCUUCCAGAAGCUCAGCCAGCAUCUCCAGUCCAUAGCAGGUCAAUAUCUGAAGGGAAACAGCUUACGUUGAAUACCCCAUGGCCGAAUGAGACAGAAGCUAGCCAAUCUUGGGGAAGAGUGCCUCGGACUCCACCUGCAUGCAAGAGCCUGCCGGAAUCACUGGAUACGUCCCCAUCCAAGUACUCAGUAAUGUCCACGGACAGCCCUUCGUCAGCCAGCUCGCGCACGAUGCCGUCACUAAUCUCAUCAUUACGUCGUCCCUCCAUUCCACUUCCCGAAAAUCGAGACACAAUCGAUUCGGCCCCUUCCUCUCUUUCAAACCGCGUAACUCAAUGGAUGUUCCCUACCCCAACCAAGCUUUCUCCAACCCCAAAGCAAGCCUUCCUACCCGGCGGCAACGGUUUUAAUUGGGAGCGAACCCGUACGCUGAGCGGCAUCACAGUGUAUUCCUAA